Brassica rapa (field mustard) is the source of this 7965-nucleotide messenger RNA. Its product is annotated as subtilisin-like protease SBT3.16. The record is from RefSeq and is a predicted model, not a curated record. NCBI's taxonomy places the organism in Eukaryota, Viridiplantae, Streptophyta, Magnoliopsida, Brassicales, Brassicaceae. Gene Ontology annotation, biological process: proteolysis. Gene Ontology annotation, molecular function: serine-type endopeptidase activity.
AAUUAAUAAAAUAUUCUAUUAAAAUUUAAAAGUUUAAAUAAAAAGAACUUAAUUAAUAUUGAACUUCAAGCAAAAUAACAUAUUAUUCUAUAAAAUGAUUUUCGUAAUGCAUAUAUGAUAUAUUAGUGCAUUUCAAAGUAAAAAUGGCUCUCUUCAUUUUUACUUUGUAGAUUACGAGCUAAAAGUUGUUGAAAUUGGAUGAUAUUGAUACUUGUAAAUACAUUAGAUCGGAACAAGAAAGUAAAAGAGAAACAUAAAAUAUUGCUAAAAGACUAAUUUCUUUACGAUGAUAUUAAUACUCGUGAAUAUAUUCGAUAUGAACAAGAAAAAUUGUACGAAAAAUACAUCAAAAACAACAACAACAACAACCAUCUUAAGUUACACAAAAAAUUUUGGACAAUAUUUGAAAAUUUUGAAGAUUUUGGAUCAAACUUACCUUACUAUAAGUGUUGUUGUAAUAUUUAAAUUUGUGUAAUAGUUAUGUCUUCAUGUAACUUUUUUUUUUAAAAUUAUUAAGUUUCUUUUGUAUAUUAUUGUUGUCUAAAUCUAAUUUAAAAUGUUUUAAAUCUUAUUUUAAAGUUUUAUUUAAUUUUAUGUGUAAGAUUUAAAAUCUGUAAAUAAAAUUAAAAUGUUGAUGAGAUAUUUUUUUAAAAUAUUAAAACAAUAAACAAUAAAUAUUUAUGAAUCAUAAAAGUGGUGUGUGAUUGUAGAGACCAAAAUGCAAAUAAAAUAUGAAACUUCAAAUUUGAAGUUUUGAGUAGUGAAACUUCAAAUAUAGAGUUUCGCUCUUCAAAACUUUAAAUUUGAAGUUUUGAAGUUCUUUUUUUGAAAAACAAAAAACUUCAUAUUUGAAGUUAUAUUUGAAGUUAUAGAGUGUCUUUUGGAGAUGCUCUAAUAGGUUUCAUAUUAAAUUAACAAAAAGUAAAGGAAAUCCAUCAGUUCACUAGGAAAUCCACUAUAUUAUCAGCUAAUCUUGGGUUCGCCUAUAUUGUUAGUAAGCUAAUUGCAGUGGUUAAAAUCUAUUUCUAUCAAACUUUGUCAACAAGUAUUAUUUUUAUAUAGCCAUCAACAAAGAACAACCUAUUGCAAGAUUUUCAAAAUGGACAUCUGAAAAAGAAAGAAAAAAAACAUUAUAGUAUCAUAAUAGUAAAUGCUAAACAAAGUAUUUAGAUUUGUUCCAAAGACAUCAUUCCCUAUAAAAGUUAACAAGAACAAAAAAUGGAAAAAACUAAAAGUAAAAAAGAGUUCUUAUUUGAUAGAUUUUCAACAUUUUAAAGAACUUUCAAACCACAUGUAACUUUUUUUUAAUGAUUAAGAAGUUCUGAAUCCCAAGAUCCAUACAUCUCUCUAGGGCCAAAUGUUAACUACAUUAAAUUAAUUUUCUUUAAGAGAGUAGACUCAUUUCAAGAACAUACCCCCUCUACGAGGUGAUUUUACCCACUAUAUUAAUUAUCUUAUCAGUACAUUUUUAUUUUAGACUUUAAAGUUUAAUAUAUUAAUGGUAUAAGACACUCAUUUUAAGAACCUCAUUCAUCACUAAUAAAGAUGCUCUAAUUAACAGUUUCUCUUUUGAUAAACUUUACUUGUUUUCUCAACUUUUUCAUUCUUUUAGUUGUUUGUUAAGACUAUAUCCACCUCUAUCAUAAUUAUAGUCUAUAGAAGUGCUGUAAAAUUAUUGUUAGCGGGAUUCAAAAAGACUCUACCAUGGUACGGUGGUGAAGUCGUGAUAAUGUUGCGCCAGGACACAAUAUGAAUAAAUCGAGUAAGGAUGUCUUACUACAAAAAAAAUUAUUACGGUAAUAUAAUUUUUUCCAGUAAAAUUUUCGAAAGAGCCAAACAAUAUGCAAAAAGUUGUACUACUAUAUUACUUCUUGGGAAUCUGCAGCCAAUGUGAUCUGGAACGUCUACCAAUGAUUACUGCAACACCGUUAGUGACACAAUAGUUCUGGUAAUAACUAUGAAAGGCAAAAGAGGUUUGUUGAAGUCAUCCACAUUAUCAUUUUAGGUGUGUGUUUCGUGGGUUCCAGUGAAUGAAUCAAAGUUAUUUUUGGGACAUUCUAUUGCUUAGCUUGUCACGGGGGACAUCUUAAAUCAUUUUCCAUCAAUUCUCACAUGCUUCUACGCCAUCUGUUCAUUUAAUUCAUUUGUUAAAUAUUUCAAACUGAUGAUUUUUUUCUGUAUAAGAUAAGGACAGAACUAGACAGGCAACCUUGGCUAUUUUCUUCUAGUUGAUUCUGUUUCGUUGAUUUGUGUUUUUAAAAUAGUGGGGUUUUCACAGGAGUACUCACAUGUAAGGGAAGAAAAUUAUUUCACGUUUCUUUUUAUUUUGACAUUAUAUAUGAUUCUUGUGAAACAUGGCCACUGAAAGCAAACAAACAAAAAAGACCAACAUAUAAUUGGUUUUUUUAUUUAUAGUCAAAUUUGGCUUGAUUGAAAGGAAAGUAUAUAUGACUUUUUGUUUAGAACUUACUCAAAAUUUAAAUAUUUUACAAUAUUAAACUAUAUGUUGGUUUGUGUUUUCUGCAACUAUCCUGCAUGCGAAAGACAGUGUAGUUGGGAGUGAGGAAAACACUAUUAGUAAGGAAAAAUAACGUUUAAUUCUGAUUAUGUAAUAGUUGGGACUUUGGAGGAACAACAAAGCAUAUAUUCCCAUUUGGUUGGAUUUUAUAUUAUACAUGCUAUUCUCUAUAUAUAAUUUGAGAAGUGAGUGUGACAACUCACAAAACUAGUUUCUACGGGAAUUAACAGGCUCAAGAUUCUUUUAGGAAGAUCCAUGAAAACGAUAUGUAUUGCAAGACAAUAAUUUAGCAUCUAUAUAAAUAGGGAAAAUGUCACAGGAUAUAUAUGCACAUAAAUUUAGUGAGAAGAUGAAAAUAAUGAAAAAAGAAAGAAAAAACAAGAAGUCGGUGUUGGAAUAGUAUCCUAUCAGGCGUUGAAACCUUACUAAUAUGCUAAUCGAUUAUAAUUUGGAGUCUCAACCCCUAUUUUGCAAGUAGAGCAAUAUGCUAAUCGAUUAUAAUUUGCAAACCCCUUACUAAUAUGCUAAUAGCCACCAUCACAUCGAGCCUUUGUAAACCACCCAAGUAUCUGUUCAUAAUAUCCAAUCCAUGGUAUCCUAAUAGACCACAUACCGAGUAUUUAUCUGAGUACUUCUAAACAGCAAACAUUUCAGAUUUCAAUAUAUUGAAACAUUUGAAAACAAAAAAUCUGACCCUCGUUAAUCUCUUUUAUCUGUAAGGACAUGAUGAACCAUAAUCAUCAUUAUGGUGCCACUAUCAUCACAGCCGUUCAGUAACCGAACUUGUAUUUCAAAUAAAGACCGAUAAAACCUGUAUAGAACCUCUCUUAACAACAAGUCUUCUUUGUAGAGGUUUUAUUUUCUGUUUUAAAUUUAAAUUUAAUUAUUUAAUAAAUACAUAAUAGUAAUAAUACUUUAUAGAAGAGAAACUGUAAUCGGAUAUCUUACCGUUAAGCUUGCUCUUAAAAGUCUAGGAAGUUAGUAUGUUUUUAAUGAUAUUUAUUGAACUUUAUAUGUUAAAACAUUUAUCCUAUCAUAAAUGGUUUUGACUUAUGACAGAUUAUGAAAAAAAAAUUAAACUGUUUUAAGUUUUAACUUGUUUUAAUUUUUCAACGACGAUUAUAUAAGAAACGGAUUGUUUUGCCCCAAACCAUAAACCAGAGUAGUCCCUGAUUAACAGUUUAGCUUUGGUGUUAUGUCCUAUCUUCGCUGUAAGCUAAAAAGACUCCCAUAAUUCUUAAGUAACCAAAUCCUUCAAUUUAAAUAUCAGAAGAGUUGAAUAUAACCAUCAUUACACUUCUGGGAUACAAUCAGAGAGGACACUGUUGAGGAGAUUCAAGAAUAAAAACGCUAAUAUUCUUGGAAUUAGAUUCUUAUUGAUAAAAGAAUUAGACUCAACAACAAAUCUUAGAUCCCAGAAAAAUGGAGUUUUCUUCUCUGAUUGUAUCAAAUCAAGGGAAGCAUAUUGCACUUGUGUUCAUAUGUUUAGUAUUAAUCUUGAAGAUAGCCUUGGUUUCUUCUGUCAAUCAGGAAAUCCAGAUUUACACGGUGCAUUUGGGUGAGAGGCAACAUGAUGAUCCUAAACUUGUUACUGAUUCACAUCAUGAUAUCCUCAGAUCGCUUCUUGGAAGCAAAAAAGCUUCCCGUGAGUCUAUGAUUUAUAGUUACAGGCAUGGCUUCUCAGGCUUUGCAGCGAAGCUCACACCAUCUCAAGCAAGGGAACUCUCAGAGCAUCCGGAUGUUGUUCAUGUGACGAGAAGCAAGUAUAUGAAGCUGGCAACAACAAGGGUGAGUGAUUACUUGGGACUCACUCCAACAGCUCCAACUGGUCUCGUCCAUGAAACUGAUAUGGGAAGUGGAGCAAUCAUAGGAAUCCUGGACACAGGAAUAUGGCCAGAUUCAAAGUCAUUCAGUGACAACGGUCUUGGACCAAUCCCGACACGUUGGAAGGGAAAAUGUGUUUCAGGAGAAUGGUUCAACGCAUCAUCAAGCUGCAACAGAAAGUUGAUAGGAGCUAGAUACUACGCAAAGGGUCUCCUCGAAAGUUACAAUGGGACAUACGAUGCGAUGGAGAAAGACGAGGUCAUGUCCCCAUUAGACGUAACCGGUCACGGGACCCAUUGUGCAUCGAUCGCCGCGGGUUCUUUCGUCCAGGACGCAAGCUUCUUAGGUCUAGGCUCGGGAACCGCCAGAGGCAGCGCCCCGCGAGCCCGCAUAGCUUCUUACAAAGUUUGUUGGAGCAAAGAGGUGUGUUACUCACCGGAUAUUUUAAAGGCCAUGGAUCACGCCAUUCGAGAUGGCGUUGAUGUUAUAUCGAUGUCGCUAGGAUCCACAAUACCGCUUGAGUUCGAGGUUGAUAGAAGUGAUUUUGCUAUUGGUGCUUUCCACGCCGUUAUGAAGGGAAUUCCCGUGGUAUGCGCUGGUGGGAACGAUGGUCCCCAUACGCAAACCGUCUCGAACGUUGCUCCGUGGAUCAUAACGGUCGGGGCUACGACCAUGGACCGAGAGUUCUUCACGCCCAUCACUCUUGGAAACAAUGUAACCGUACUGGGUCAAGAAUCUCUAUACACGGGAAAAGAAGUCGGAUUCGCUGAUAUUGUUUACUUGGAAGACUUGACAAAAGAUGAUAUUCUAGCCGGUAAAGCUAAGGGAAAAAUCGUGUUUGCCUUCCAAAUACAAUCAUCAUUAGAUAUUGAAGAAUAUGCAAAAUCUAAUGGCGUUGUUGGCGUCAUUAUUGCGUCGAACCCAUACGACCAUAUAGCACCGGGCACCACGGAUAUCCCUUAUGUCUACGUAGACUUUGAAAUUGGGAUGGACAUUAUGUUGUAUUUCAAAACAACCAAAUUUCCAAAAGCUAAGAUCAGCCCUACCAAGUCAUUCGUUGGCCGACCCUUCUCGACCAAGGUCGCAAGAUUUUCGUCUAGAGGUCCCAAUUCAAUAUCUCCUGCCAUUCUCAAGCCUGAUAUAGCAGCACCAGGUUCAGGUAUACUUGCAGCCGUACCAUCAGAAGAAGGAUACGCAUUCAUGUCGGGGACAUCGAUGGCUACACCUGUUGUUUCAGGAAUAGUCGCACUUCUUAGACAAAAACGCCCUGACUGGUCUCCUGCUGCAAUCCGCUCCGCUCUCGUCACAACCGCAUUACAAACGGACCCAUUCGGAGAGCCUAUUUCAGCGGAGGGUUCCCCGCGCAAACUUGCUAACCCGUUUGACUUCGGAGGCGGUCUAGUGAACCCGGGGAAAGUAGCAGACCCGGGACUUGUCUACGACAUGGGCUCCGAUGAAUAUGUUCACUACUUGUGCUCCGCAGGCUACGAAAAUAAAUCCAUCUCAAGAUUACUUGGAAGAAUAUACACUUGCCCUUCUCCAACUCCAUCCAUGCUUGAUGUCAACGUGCCUUCCAUUACGAUUCCAUACCUCAAUGAAGAGAUCAUUCUAACUAGAACUGUUACCAAUGUUGGACCGGUUGGUUCGGUUUACAAAGCUGUGAUCGAACCGCCUCUCGGUAUUAAACUUCAGGUGAGUCCUAAGACUCUAGAGUUUGGUCCCAACACCAAGAAGAUUACAUUUACGGUGAAAGUCUCCACGACUCAUCGAUGGAACACUGAUUAUUUAUUUGGGAGCUUGACUUGGACUGACAAUGGAGCUCACAAUGUUAGAAUACCUCUUUCUGUGAGAACAAGACCUUUUAACUUGAAGAUAUAACAAAAUUAUUAAUAUUAUCGAAUAAUAAUUAUAAAAUCAUACCAAUGUGUAUUUGUAUUCGUUAUCUAUCGAAAGGCUUGAUCAAAAAAAAAAAAUAUAUCGGAAGGCAAUCAAUGUGACAAUAAUAAAUCGUAUAAUAUUUAAGUCUUAUAUGUAGUCCAGACUGCGGAAGUGAUUUGUGGGUUUUAGGACUUUAUUACUUUUAUAAAUAGGUCUUUCUUCUUCUUCUUUUAUCGGCUAUAAAUACAAUAUAAACUCUAUAAAAUAAUACUUCAUAAUAAGACAAUAAAUAAAUAAUUAUUUCAGUGCUAGAUUGGGCUAAGUUCAGAGCUUUCAAAGGAGCUAGCAGGAAUGAAGAGUGCUCUACAUUCUCCCUUUUAACCUCAACCGCUUAUUCCCUCUCCUUCAUAAGUGUUACUCUUUCUUUAUUUCUUAUUCUUUACCCAAGAGUUUGUGUUGUGUGUUAUCAUCACCACCAAUAUUAAUUUAUCUAAUGAAAAUAUCAUUUUUGGAUCAUUUCAAUAUCUAACACUUCUUAAAGACCUUAUCUUCAGAAUCUAAUUUUGGUUGGGUGGCAAUAGAGCUUGCUGCCAAAAAAGUUUCCAUGUUACAGAAUUAGUGAUUCAUAUUUGCUUCUUUCUUUUUCAUUACAUUUUCUGGUUCAUUUAGAGAUUAAUAUUUAUUUUUAGGUUAGUCUAUAACGGUUUUACCGGUUUAGUAGGCUCACGUUAAUCCCCUCGACGAGGUUCUUUUAACUUUUGACGAUUCCCCUUCAGUAAUUCAAAUUAUUAUUAUUUUUGGUCGAAAAUCAAAUAUGAAUUUGUAUACUGUAUAUAUAUUUUUUUUCUUAACAAUAUAUCGAAUAUUGAGGAUAAUAUCAAUAUCAUGACUUAUGAGCAUGACUCAAAAUGGCGUUGAACUGUAUUUAUCUUAAUUUAACUUUCUAAUAAUAAUAAUAUUUAUUUUCCUUUUUUCAAAAACAAAAAUUGAUUUACUAUACAGAUUCUAUAUGACUAAAAUAUCUAACUUUCUUUGAUUAAUUUAUUUAAAUUAAACUUUCUUAAAUUUAUUAUUUUAUUUAAAUAUUUUUCCUCUAUUAUUGAUUUUUUACUCAAAAUAUGUAAACACAGUAACUGAUUGACAAAUGUUUGAUAAACAUGGUAGGAGUUGAUAAUAAAGGUAUUUUAUUCCUACCUUAUAUAAAAUUAAUUUGCAUAAUGUACUAGUUGAAGACAAUUUACUUUGUAUUUGUAGGAUAAAAAUCUUGUCACUUCACCACAUAAAUAGCGAAUUUCAUUUAAUUAAAAUGAAUUAAGAGUUGAUAAUAGUUGUUCUCAUCUUCCCCAAACAUUUCCUGUUAUAUUAUCUAUUUUUUAUUACAGAAAAGGGUACCGAACUUUCUUGUGUGAGCUCAUCCUUAAAAUGUUUUAAAGAAAGAGACUUUCAUUAACUCAAAUAAAAUAUCUUCACAAAUGGUAUUUUCUAACUGCCUAAAAUCUAGCUGAAGCGUCUUAUCGAAGAAGAAACACAAACUGAAACCGAAGAGCAACAGAUCAGAGAGCAUUUGCAGCGGCGCGCAUCCGUUUCCGGCAAAGGGUUUAGAUUCAAUUGUCUGAUUUAUCAUUCUUCUGAAAUAAAAACGAAACCUUGUUGAGAUUUGUUGUUCUCAGACAUAAAGUUCGUUGCUUUCCUCUCACUUGUCACUCAACUGGAUCUUGAUUCUGGAACUUGGGAGUUCUUGAACU